Messenger RNA from Labeo rohita (rohu), 1353 nucleotides. RefSeq lists its product as uncharacterized. The record is from RefSeq and is a predicted model, not a curated record. Bases 654 to 1184 code for a protein of 176 amino acids. Gene Ontology annotation, cellular component: extracellular region. The transcript is spliced from 6 exons. Gene Ontology annotation, molecular function: interleukin-12 receptor binding; growth factor activity. Gene Ontology annotation, biological process: immune response. Lineage: Eukaryota; Metazoa; Chordata; Actinopteri; Cypriniformes; Cyprinidae.
ACUGAGUUGAAUAUUUUUAAUCUUGAAUAUUUUUUUGUUUUACGUGUUAUACUAUGGUAGCAUUCAACAAAGAAACAAAAGUGCUACAUCACGAUAUCUCUUAAAUGCCCAGUUUUCCUUUAAACCUUCUUCUGCGUGUUUCUGCAAAAUGUUUAUGAUGACUGUAAACGAGAACACAGCUGAAUUUUAAAAAAAUGCAUGAAAUUGAUAGUGAUGAAAGGGGUUUACCUAAUACGAUGAUUUUAGAUUCUUAUCCUACACACACACACACAAAGUACUUGAAGCAAAUCGAAACGUGCGUUAAUUCCCAUGUAUGCAAGCAAUUUGUCCUAAACCCAGAGCUCAACAUCUGUAAUACCACGGAAAUUACACAACACAUGGCUAGCCGGUUAUUUUCAUUUUAGUUAAUAGCAACAUGUUUUGAAAAGGAAACUCCCAUAUCUCUAAAGGAUUUAUAAACGUUCCGGAGCAUUAGAAUAUACAACAGAUGAACGCAACAAUGCUGCCCAGGGUCUGCAAGUAUUGUAAGUAAAACAUUUUUCGCUCAUGUUUCAGUUCGUUUAUUUCUAAUAAAUGAAAAUACUUCCAUAAUAUAUUGUUACGUGUGGCGUUUUGUUACAGAUUUGGCCGUCAACAUUCUGUGCUUUGCUUUGAUGUUGCGAAGUAGCAUCGCCGGUCCGGUCGGAGCGCGUAAAUCGCCAUUGCGACUCACAGAAACGUGCAGUGCGCUCGCACGCUCUCUGCUCUGGAACGUGUCAGCGGUGCUUGAGAGGGACCACUUGUUCAGCGGGUUUGACUGCGCACAGCAAAACGCAGAGGUGCACCUCAGGACGCAAACGGUGUCUGCUUGCAUACCACAACAGAACUCCAAAUGCACGCACAGUCCUGUUCUAAAUAUUGAUGAGAAUGAAUGCCUACAGAGAAUUCUAGAAGAUCUCCACUACUAUCGGGAGACAUUUAGAGCAUACUCCAACCCGGAGCUCACCAAAACUGUAGUGAAGAGCAUUGAUGAACUCAUGCAGAACUGCUUCUCUGUCUCUGUGGUGGACAACUCUCCGCCCAAGGCAUUCAUGGAUCAUCAAAAAUCGUUUAAAGAACGACUGCAGCUGUGCAAAGUCUUAAAAGGUUUCAACCUUCGAACAAUAACAAUAAACCGUGUUUUCAGCUACAUUUUGUCCAAAUAGCAAACUAGUAGUUGUUACAGGCCAAGCACCUUUUAGUUUACUGUUAUUAAAUGCAAUGAUUAUUUAUUACUAAGUUAUUUAUUGUAUUGUAACAUUAUUUAUUUAUACAGUAAUUUAUGCUAUUUUAUUUUUUGUGAACUUCUGGUUUGUUUCCUGCUGUUUUAUUAAA